Molecule: messenger RNA, 2207 nt
Organism: Mus musculus (house mouse)
Lineage: Eukaryota; Metazoa; Chordata; Mammalia; Rodentia; Muridae
Gene: Slc30a6
Product: solute carrier family 30 (zinc transporter), member 6
Exons: 14
Coding region: 562-1491 (309 amino acids)
Biological process (GO): transmembrane transport; zinc ion import into Golgi lumen; intercellular transport
Cellular component (GO): transmembrane transporter complex; Golgi apparatus; cytosol
Molecular function (GO): monoatomic cation transmembrane transporter activity; zinc ion transmembrane transporter activity
Source: RefSeq, a predicted model, not a curated record
CCGCUUGAGAAAUGCGACUUCUCAGAGCGUCUUCCGGCGGGAGCUGUACGGCUCCUUACCAUGGGGACGAUUCAUCUCUUUCGAAAGCCACAGAGAUCUUUUUUUGGAAAGUUACUACAGGAAUUUAGACUUGUCGCAGCUGACCGGAGGUCCUGGAAGAUCCUUCUGUUCGGUGCAAUCAACGUGCUGUGCACUGGCUUCCUGCUCAUGUGGUGCAGCUCCACCAACAGCAUCGCAUUAACUGCCUAUACUUACCUCACCAUCUUUGAUCUCUUUAGUUUAAUAACAUGUUUAAUAAGCUACUGGGUAAUGAUGAGGAAACCUAGCCCUGUCUAUUCAUUUGGGUUUGAAAGAUUAGAAGUCCUGGCUGUAUUUGCUUCUACUGUCUUGGCACAAUUGGGAGCCCUCUUUAUACUAAAAGAAAGUGCAGAACGCUUUUUGGAGCAGCCCGAGAUACACACACUGGAAUUAUCAAGAAAACAUUGAAGGGGAUGUUUUGCUCUUUCUAGGGGAAGAUUGUUAGUUGGUACUUUUGUGGCCCUUUCUUUCAACCUGUUCACGAUGCUUUCUAUUCGGAAUAAGCCUUUUGCUUACGUCUCUGAAGCUGCUAGUACGAGCUGGCUUCAGGAGCACGUGGCAGACCUUAGCCGCAGCUUGUGUGGCCUUAUCCCAGGACUCAGCAGUAUCUUCCUGCCCCGCAUGAAUCCGUUUGUUCUGAUUGAUCUUGCUGGGGCGUUUGCUCUGUGUAUAACAUACAUGCUGAUUGAGAUUAAUAACUACUUUGCCGUGGACACUGCGUCAGCCAUUGCCAUUGCCCUGAUGACGUUUGGCACCAUGUACCCCAUGAGUGUGUACAGUGGGAAAGUGCUCCUCCAGACAACACCACCUCAUGUUAUCGGUCAGUUGGACAAACUGAUUAGAGAGGUGUCUACCUUGGAUGGGGUGCUAGAAGUCCGAAAUGAACACUUUUGGACCCUUGGAUUUGGCUCAUUGGCUGGGUCAGUGCAUGUACGGAUCCGACGAGAUGCGAACGAACAAAUGGUCCUUGCUCAUGUGAGCAACAGGCUGUGCACGCUGGUGUCCACGCUGACUGUUCAGAUCUUCAAGGACGACUGGAUUCGGCCUGCCUUAUCCUCUGGGCCUGUUGCGCCCAACGUCCUAAACUUCUCAGACCAUCACGUAAUCCCAAUGCCUUUAUUAAAGAACGUGGAUGAGAGGACCCCCGUCACGUCAACCCCAGCCAAGCCCAGCAGCCCACCUCCGGAGUUUUCAUUUAAUACGCCUGGGAAAAACGUGAGCCCGGUUAUUCUUCUGAACACACAGACAAGGCCAUAUAGUUUGGGUCUUAAUCGCGGACACACACCAUACAGCAGCGUGUUCAGCCAAGGACUCGCAUUUCCAGGAGUUGGAGCAGGCCAGGGAUUGAGGCCCACCUUCCCACAUAUACCAAGUAGAUAUGGAAUCAACAGGAUGGGGCAGCCAAGACCCUGACAGACUCUAACUUAUUGUGAUGGGGAAUAGCGACUUCUUGCCUUCCAAUGUAUUUAGUAAUCCAACUUGCAUUGACUGUUCAACCACUUACAUGUCAGAUUAUUCCAGGCUUGUUCAUAUUUCAUAAAACCUAUAAACUAUAUUUUUGUAAAAUGUUCUUGUGGCAGUGAGGUCUUUGGAAAUGUCAUGGGCAUUAGGUAGGCCUCCUUCAAAAAGUUUGGAUAUGAGCUGCUUUGUAGCAGCCUAUGAUGUGAUAGUCUGGCCUCCAGCAGUAAAGCCAUGUGCUGAGUGGAUCUGCAUCUUACCAAAAAUUCAUAAUUCCUUCAGUAGAAUUUAUAAACAUACUUCAUGUAUGGUGCCCAACUAAGUAAAUGAAACUUAGGUGUCCAUUUGAAAAGUAAAUUCUCUUUUAUAGCUUUUUAAAGCUUAAUUGCUACAUUUUUUGAGGCCCUCCCAAAUCAUUUGUUAAAUAAAAAGUAACAGUUUCUAUUGGAAGUUGUGAGGUAUAUUCUACUAUGUAGCACAAUUUAAUUAUUACUGAUCUUUUGAAACAGGUUUUGCUGCAUAGAUCAGGCUGGCUUCAAACCCAUAAUCCUUCUGCCUCAGUCUCCCACAUGCCAGGAUUUAGGUUUUGAGCCACCAUAGAAGUAUGUCCUAAAAUUUUAAGUAACAGGUUUUGAAUAAAGAGUGUUUGGCUUUUUUUUUUUUCCCAUUUA